AUGCCACCGGUGCCGAGGCGUUCAGGCGCCAGCCUCACGACAAGCAUGCCGCCGUCACAGGGCGUAAAUUUGGGAGUUCGCGACCUGCAGCGUCCGGCAACGUCACCGACGCGCAGGGGCCGCCGUGGUUGGCCUGCUCCUCACUUUCACCCGCUGUACGGCGACGCUGUAACGACUCCAGCCGAAGCAGGCAGGAGUUUCAAGCCAGUCAGAGGCGCAGCAAUAACCGACAUCACAUCAUUAUCCGCGCGCAACUUCCCCCACCCUCCUCCAUGCCGUGCGGAGUCCUCCGUCAGUGCCUUCGGUCGCCCCCCAGCAGCGUCACCGCUUUCACACCAUGGAGGUGCCGCACAGCUGUUGACGAGGUGGGGUGGUAAUGGAAGCGCUGCUGCUGUUCCUAGUGCCGCCUCCCCGUGUCAACACGGGCGCGAGGGGUGCCCGUCGUCCACGACUGAGUGCAGUACUUCAUCUUCUAUUUCCUUUAUAGAGGAUCGAGUACGAUGCUUAGUGCACACCGUAAGCGCGGCGUCGCUCCUGCCGACACCACUGCAGCGCAUUCUCGUCGAUGUACUGCGCACUCUUCAGCAAGAGCGCGCACAGCUAAGAGGGCAGCGUCCGUGCCGACGGCACUCACGGUCCCUUGGCACCGACAUGGGCGCAGGCGUUACCGAGUGUAUGGUGGAUGCGGCGCAGGCGCCGUCACCUGCGGUGGCCGCAGGCAUUUUUUCUGCUUUCCUCACUGCACACCCGGCGGACGGUUCCGCGCUACUCUCCUCCCCAAUUCUACUGGUUGGUACAGCGCUCGCUGAGCUUGUUGUCCUUGGCCAGAUUGCCUCGUGUGCCAUACCCGAACCGCAGCUGCUGUCCUUUCUUGAUGUGGCCAUCAGCGUAGGCCACCCCGGGGCAAUGCACUCUGUGGCCGUCUGUCUGCGCGACGGCACAGUGGGCCUGCAGCGGGACGCAGCAUCGAGCGAAACGUGGUUGCGCUGUGCGUCCUCAGCCGGCUAUCUUCCUGCUAUGCACGAGCUCGGCGAGACCUACGAGCGUGACGCACCCGCGUCCUCCAAGUUGCUUGUUGAGGCGGCGGAAGAUGGUGCUGACUGGGGCGAGGCGAUGCGGUGGUAUCGGCAGGCGGCGGAGGCUGGGUACCCACCAUCGCAGCUGAACUUGGGUAAGCUGUUCCUCGUGGCGGCUGAACAUGCCCAAAGCGAGGGCUCAGCAGCUGCACCGCAGGUGGCGCAUCUGCUCACGGAGGCCAAGCGCUGGCUGCACGCCUGCGCCGCAACCGGCGUAGAGGAGGCGGUGCGCCUCAUGGGGCGUAUCGAGGGGUGA
Molecule: messenger RNA, 1332 nt
Organism: Leishmania braziliensis MHOM/BR/75/M2904
Lineage: Eukaryota; Euglenozoa; Kinetoplastea; Trypanosomatida; Trypanosomatidae
Exons: 1
Coding region: 1-1332 (443 amino acids)
Molecular function (GO): protein binding
Source: RefSeq, a predicted model, not a curated record